AUGUCGCCCAUAACCCUCGAUCUCACAUCCGACUUCGACCCCGCCAUCACCACCGGCACGGGGUCGUCCUCGACCCAACGAACCCUCCUCGUCGCGCCGCCCUCUGUCGCCUCCCACGAGGAGCGCAUUAGCGCCCUCUUCUCCACCUACCCCCGUGACACCACCGAUCUGCACAUGCUCGACCGUCUCGCCGCCGGCCUCGUCACCCUCCCCGCAUCCACCUACGACCUGAUCCUCGUCCUGACCGACCCUGACGGCAGCCGACACGCUGAGGCCUCUGCCCUGCUCAGCAACCGCGCCGUGUGGGCGCUUCUCGUCCCCGCUCUCAAGGCCGGCGGCAAACUGCGCAGCGAAGAUGGCACCCUCGGCACCAAUUCCGCCACCCCCGAGGCCCGCGAGGCCGUGCUAGCCGGUCUCGUCGCCGGCGCCGAUGGGUUCACCAAGCCUGAGUACGCCGAGGAGGAAGCCGUGCCGCUGCGCUUCGGCCUCAAGAGGAAGAACAACCCCAACGCCGUUGCGCCCAUCCAGCCUGCCGCCCAAGUAGUCACCGCCGCCCCAGCAGGCGUCGGUUUCGUCACACUUGACUUGGACGACGACCUCGAUCUCGACGGCGAAAAUGACGAUGAUGUAAUCGACGAGGACACCCUCCUCACGGAAGCGGAUCUGCGUCGCCCCAUCCAGCAGCCGCCCGAGUGCCAGCCCAAGCCGGGCAAGAAGAGGAGGGCGUGCAAGGACUGCACGUGCGGGCUGGCGGAGCGGCUGGAGGCGGAGGACAAGGCGCGCAGGGACAAGGCGGACCAGGCGCUGAACACGCUCAAGCUCAAGAGCGAGGAUUUGCUGGAGCUGGAUCUGACGGUGCCGGGUAAGACGGGUAGCUGUGGUAGUUGUGCGUUGGGGGAUGCUUUUAGGUGUGAUGGCUGCCCAUACACAGGCCUUCCACCCUUCAAGGUCGGCGAGGAGGUGUCGAUCCUCAACAACGUGCCGCAGUUGUAA
Neurospora tetraspora is the source of this 993-nucleotide messenger RNA. Its product is annotated as cytokine-induced anti-apoptosis inhibitor 1, Fe-S biogenesis-domain-containing protein. Gene Ontology annotation, molecular function: iron-sulfur cluster binding. Gene Ontology annotation, biological process: iron-sulfur cluster assembly. NCBI's taxonomy places the organism in Eukaryota, Fungi, Ascomycota, Sordariomycetes, Sordariales, Sordariaceae. The record is from RefSeq and is a predicted model, not a curated record. The transcript has 2 exons. Bases 1 to 993 code for a protein of 330 amino acids. Gene Ontology annotation, cellular component: cytoplasm.